GAUAAAGGAUCUAAGUUGCCCAUUCAGCAUGACGCAACUCAAAUAGAUGAGAGUUGAAAACAUCAAGUUGUUUGGCUGGGCUUGUAUCAUCUAUUCUGUUCGGCUCACUUGUUGAAAUACACACCCCGAGUCAUGUGCCGCUUUGCACAGCCGUAUUUUAGGUGGUGAUAUCCACCUGGGGUAAAUUAAAAUAGUUGCUGAAAAAUAUAAAGCUAAAGUGUACUAAUGUCGAGCACUAGUUCAGAAAAGCCAGAGAAAGGACAGUCAGAUGAAUACGAGGAUUGGGAGGAUUCCCCAGACGACGAUAUCUUGGAAGAAGAUGAAGGAGUUGCCCCAUUGGAUGAUGAUGAUGAUUAUGAUUACGAUGACGAUGGCGAUGACGAUGACGACGCUGAUGACGAUUACUAUGAAGACUAAAUGUAUACUUCAACUCAAUGAAGUAGCUUAUAUUACCUCCUAAAC
This is a messenger RNA of Ogataea polymorpha, 462 nucleotides long. RefSeq lists its product as uncharacterized. The transcript has a single exon. The coding region runs from base 226 to 417 and encodes 63 amino acids. NCBI's taxonomy places the organism in Eukaryota, Fungi, Ascomycota, Pichiomycetes, Pichiales, Pichiaceae. The record is from RefSeq and is a predicted model, not a curated record.